This is a messenger RNA of Cynara cardunculus var. scolymus (artichoke), 1656 nucleotides long. Its product is annotated as cation/calcium exchanger 1-like. Gene Ontology annotation, molecular function: monoatomic cation transmembrane transporter activity. The record is from RefSeq and is a predicted model, not a curated record. Gene Ontology annotation, biological process: transmembrane transport; monoatomic cation transport. Gene Ontology annotation, cellular component: membrane. Lineage: Eukaryota; Viridiplantae; Streptophyta; Magnoliopsida; Asterales; Asteraceae. The transcript has a single exon. Bases 1 to 1656 code for a protein of 551 amino acids.
AUGGCGAUUGCACCUUCAAAACCCCACACAACCCUAUGUAUCCUCCUCAUCAUUUCCUUCCACCUCACCUCCUCCGCAAAUCCUAUAACUGAAACCAUAACCACCACCUGCACCGACGUCCACCACCACAAAUCCCCCCAAUCCAAAUGUAUCUACUUAAAAACAAACGCCGAUUGCCACCCAAAAGGCUACAUCAACUACCUUCAGAUCUUCUACUGUAAUUUAUCCAGAUUUCCUCAACUGGGUUUCCUUAUGCUCCUUCUAUGGCUCGUCAUACUCUUCUACCUAUUAAGCAACACUGCCGCUGAUUACUUUUGCCCCGCCGUCGAGAACUUGUCGAAAAUCCUCAAACUCUCCCCUGCCAUCGCCGGAACCACUCUACUUCCGUUAGCUAACGGCUCACCAGAUGUCUUCGCCAGCAUAAUAUCCUUCACUGCCUCCGGCGACGGCGGAAAUAUUGGCCUUAACAGUAUCCUAGGUGGGGCAAUUUUCGUUUCAACCGUCGUCGUCGGAAUACUGAGUUUAUUAAUCUCUUACCGUCGGAAAAUCGUUAUAGUUGAUAGACCUAAUUUCAUCAGAGAUGUCGUUUUUCUCCUCUUUUCCCUCUCGAAUCUCCUUGUAAUCUUCAUCAUCGGAAAAGUCAGCUUCUGGGCAGCGAUCCUUUUUGCUUCUACUUACAUCAUUUACAUUUGUUUAGUCUCUUACAUGCAUUUCAUCACCAUGAAGAAACAAAUAAUCUCAAUUGACGAAGAUCGUCAGCAGGGUUCCCGACUACCAUUACUGGUUCGUGUUAAUGCUCAACAAAAACUCGUACAAUCUGCAGAUAAAGUUGUACCUCACAGCAAGAGGAUCAUCAUGUUGCUUUUCUAUAUCACUAGGUUGCCAUUUUACUUGCCAAGAAGGCUUACAAUACCCACGAUAACACAAGAGAGUUGGUCCAAGCCAUUUGCUGUGAUUUCAAUGGUUUUAUCUCCAAUUAUGCUGGCUCUAAUUUUGAACACCCAACAGGCCAAAAUGGGUUCAAAAGCUAGCUUGGUGAUAUACUCUUUCGCAUUGGUAAUUGGGGUUGCUUUAGGGACUUGUACGUUUGCUUUCACACAUAGUACCAUGGCACCACAAAAGGGUUUGUUUCUUUGGCAUGCAAGUGGGUUUCUAAUGAGCGUGGUUUGGACAUACAUCACUGCUCAGGAAUUGGUCUCUUUGCUAGAGUCACUUGGGACCAUUAUUGGUAUGAACCCUUCCAUUUUAGGACUCACCGUCCUAGCUUGGGGGAACUCACUUGGUGACUUGACUGCCAAUGUUGCUAUGGCCAUGCACGACGGGUCUGAUGGAGCCCAGAUUGCCAUGGCAGGUUGUUACGCAGGACCAGUGUUCAAUAUAUUUGUGGGGUUAGGAUUUUCAUUUGUAAUCGCAUGUUGGCUGGGUUAUCCGGAACCAUACAUGGUUCCAAUGAACCCUUAUCUGUGUGAGACCGUGGGGUUCUUGAUCGGCGGUCUAUUAUGGGCCCUCGUGGUGUUGCCAAAUAGAGAAAUGCGACUCGAUCGAACUUUGGGAGGCGGUCUUUUAGCCAUAUACUUUUGCUUUUUGUUCAUCAAGAUCGCUAGGGUGGUUGGAUUGCUCGAUGGUUCUAUAUCUAACCCCUUAAAAACCUUAUAA